Molecule: messenger RNA, 1545 nt
Organism: Trichoplusia ni (cabbage looper)
Lineage: Eukaryota; Metazoa; Arthropoda; Insecta; Lepidoptera; Noctuidae
Exons: 4
Coding region: 1048-1518 (156 amino acids)
Source: RefSeq, a predicted model, not a curated record
UCUACUUCGCCUGAGUUGGGAUCAAACCUGCAACCUGCAAGACCAACACAACAACACAAAACAUCAGACGCCGUUGUUGUAAAAUACGUCACGGGUCAGGUCGAAAAAGAAACUAUCAUAGGGUUUUUUUUUUAAGUGCUUACCCUAAAAAUGGAUGACUAAACAAUAACCAUUCAUAUUCUACAGAAAUGCCUAGGUUUGCUUGUACAGGUAUCAUACGAGCACUUAAUGCUAUGUGCAUUUUGAUCAUCCAUUCUUGUUCCUAAUGAAUUUUGUAUGAAUUCCUAUGCGGGAGCGCAAAAUGAAUCUAUGAUACCGUUUUAAAUAAUAUUAAUAUGAUUAUGGAUGAAUCUCUUAACAUAACAAUGCGGACGAUGUGGAACAAUAAAAUUAAUGAAGAAACACAAAUAGGAUUAAUAAAUGAACUAUGACGAUAGAAUGGUCUAACAUACUAUUGCAAAUAUUUGCUUUAAAGAUCAAACCGGAAUUUUUUAAUUAAAUAUUAUACAGUUUCAGUUGUAUUUAGAGUAGAUAAUUAUAGACACGUGUCUGAAACAUUUGUCCUGGGUGGGAAUCGAACCUAUGACCUCUGGUGUAGUCAUGGAUUGGAUUGUGGGCCACUAACCGCUAAACUCUAUCUAAUCGCCGUGUGAAUAUGUACUUAUCAUAUGAUAACGGUAAGGACAAAUUCACAUUUUAAAGAAGGGCUGGCAAUACGAGUGAAGUCUAAUAGUGGACAACAAGCUGAUAUUAUUAUGGUGCUAUUUUAAAAAAUCUUUCUUCACGCUUAUUUAUCGGGAUCGUUCGACAAGUUUUGGACCUAACCGGUUAUCAUCGCGAUUGGGUCACGAGUUUAAUGACGUUAAUAUUCCCAUAAUAAGGACCAGGAAAAAAUCAGGAUUAAGUCGCUGUAUCAAUUAUGUACGAUAUGAUUAAUACAGUAAUCAUCAAAUUUAACUUCAAAAAUUGCCACCUAGCAACUAUUCUGCAUAACUUUGAUUGUUUUAAUAUAAUCGUUUGUGCCUAGGGAUAGUAUGUCCGGAGCGCAUGGUGACCCCGUACCACCUGGUCCAUGUGGACGACAUGGAGGUGGCCCAGUUCGACGACGCGCACCACCGUGGCCCCAACUGGUACGACUACUCCAUGCGGUCCAAGGAGGACGCCAGCACCCUCGAGACUGACGAGAGCUCAUCACUAGUAUUUUCGUCGUAUGACAAGUCGGAAGCAGAAGCUGACAAAACAUCACUGUCAUCUGAAGAUACCACUGAGUCGAAACUGGCCACUAAGAUGUACCGGGCAUGCACGCCGUGUCCCAAAGACAUGCUUAAGAAACACAGCAACAUUGGUAUCAAGUGGAUCUGCGCGGCUUAUCAGCGAGCUCGGAGGUCCUUCAAAAGCGACUGCAUGAUGCGGUACAGGAACUGCCAGGAUGGGACCAUGUUUGUUAAGCUUCACGAACGAAAGUGCAAGAAUGACUCGUAUCACGGCAAGCAUUGGUUCUACGAAUAUCAAGUUUAAAUUAUAAAAAAAUAAAGAACAUUACCA